This is a messenger RNA of Fomitopsis serialis, 477 nucleotides long. RefSeq lists its product as uncharacterized. Gene Ontology annotation, molecular function: oxidoreductase activity. Bases 1 to 477 code for a protein of 158 amino acids. Lineage: Eukaryota; Fungi; Basidiomycota; Agaricomycetes; Polyporales; Fomitopsidaceae. The transcript has 5 exons. The record is from RefSeq and is a predicted model, not a curated record.
AUGCCAACCAAAUGGCGCUCUGGUACUCCUGAGAUUCAUAGGCGGCGCGGUGCAUCCGAUUAUACAGACGGGUACGGCGUUGAGUUCGGCAGCGAUGCCAUGGUGCACAAGGUCUUGCUCAAACGGCGUCCACCAGCCGCAACAAACGAAGCCAAGUCGGACCAUCGCCAGCCGCAUCGAGGUCAAUCGCUCCUCGCCAUCCUGCGCGAGGCAUACGACUCCAAACCAUGGAGCCCGUCACACCCUACAACCCCGACGCGCCCCUCGCGUGCGCAUCACGAAGCCCUCGAGACGCCCGGGCGCGUCGAGGAGAUCAAGCGGCUCGCCGCACUGUGGCAGGUCGACGUCGCCCGCGGGCAAGAAGCGCUCGACGAGAAGUCGAGGAGCUCCUCUGGACGACGACCUCUCCUCGCGGGGACGGGCAAGCGCGGGCGCCCGCCGCGCCUCGACUUCUUCCUCAUGCACAUGCUGAAAUGA